AACACCUUGUCGGAAGCAUCACAGAUGACCGAAACUUUACAAGACGAUAGUAUUUGCACACAAUCGGCUCAAUCUACCGCAUCGGAUGGUAGCUUUAUGUAUGCAACAAAAAGGAGAAAUCUUGAAAAAAGGCAUUCUAUGCAAGGAAUAGAUUAUUUAUACUCUAGUGAAGUAUACAAGCCCGAGGAGUUAUUAUCAUCCGAACGUAAAGAACAAGAAAGGUUUAGACACAUGGGACCGAUGCUAAUUCAAUCGCGUAAGCAAAACGAAUAUUACAGUCGUGAUAGUGUUCGUAGAUCGCAGUUUUCUAAAGAUUCAGACUUUUAUUAAUGGAAGCGUGAUGCCGUUUAGAUAAAGGUUGUACCUUGUCCUUGAAUGAUUGUAAGAGAGGAGGGUAAGACAGGAAGGCAGAGGAGAAGGGUAGAAGAGACAUUUCGAAUUGAAGGCAACAUGGGAUUGAAUAGAUGGAACGAUGCUCCAUAUCUAUGGAGUUCAAUUUUGUUUGAAUCUCAAAAUAUACCCUUCUUUCAAUCCCUAAAUAUGGGUGUU
Messenger RNA from Lactuca sativa (garden lettuce), 549 nucleotides. Lineage: Eukaryota; Viridiplantae; Streptophyta; Magnoliopsida; Asterales; Asteraceae. The record is from RefSeq and is a predicted model, not a curated record.